AUGCCUCACCACAACCACCAUCAAACACCAAAACCGAACAAAAUCUAUUCUGCCACCAUCGUUAAAGACGUCAACAACAACAAAAACAGCAGCAGCAGCAACAAGAUAGGGUAUAAGUUUGAUUUAAUAAACUGGAUACCUACUCAUUGUCCUCUUCCACCCCUUACGAAUAGCAUUUCAGAGAUGGACCUGUUGAAGAGUGAUCUAUAUUUUGUUGGGGAAGGCAAAAAGCAGGGUGAGGCCUGGGCUGCUCGGCUGGCCCAAGUGCACCAGGCUUCGGGCCUGGCUGGUACUAUAUAUUUUCCUGAUGUUGUAGUGGCAGCAGCAGUUGGGGUUGUAACUGGUUCGUGUGUGGGCUCACUAAUACCUCUCCUUUUCUCAGCUAUCUUGUCUGAAUACUUCCUUGACUUGUGUGGAUUGACAGAUGCAAAUAGGAUCGAGGACUCCAGCUAUGAAUUUUCUGUUUUAGAUUCCAAUUCUUUAUUAUUUCUUUUCAAAUAUGCUCCUGAAGUGGCAAAGGGACUGCAUAUUGGCCAAGAGUUAUCUUUUGAAACUGCUAAUAUGUCUCACCGGGAAACUUGGUUGGCUAGCAGUUCUGACGAUUUGAGGGUGGAAGUUGCUGUGGUCGAACAAGUUUCAGAUGAUGAAGCAGAGAGGUUGAAGGCCUUCUCCCAGAUUGGGCAGAAUAAGCUUUUUUUCCCACCGACACUACACAAUGGCUACCGUAGAAAAAACGGAGAGUCCUUACUCGUAAGAGUCCCGCGAUCCUUCCCAAAGUUGGACAACUUUAGCCCUUUAAAACUACUAGGGCGACGUCAAACUGAAGAGCAAGAAAUUAGUAGUAAAGCAGAGACGAAAACAGAGAGAUCGAGAGAUUAA
Messenger RNA from Dovyalis caffra, 879 nucleotides. NCBI's taxonomy places the organism in Eukaryota, Viridiplantae, Streptophyta, Magnoliopsida, Malpighiales, Salicaceae. The record is from the annotation of a GenBank genome assembly.